Macrosiphum euphorbiae (potato aphid) is the source of this 6495-nucleotide messenger RNA. The record is from the annotation of a GenBank genome assembly. Lineage: Eukaryota; Metazoa; Arthropoda; Insecta; Hemiptera; Aphididae.
AUGGUUAUAGUAACUAGAGGAGAUUAUAUUUGGAUAGAGCCAAUUUCUGGAAGAGAAUUUGAUGUUGCAAUUGGCGCUAGAGUUAUUUCAGCCGAAGGAAAACGUAUUCAAGUUAAAGAUGACGAUGGAAGGGAAUUAUGGCUUACGCCAGAGAGGCGAAUUAAAGCAAUGCACCCUACUUCAAUUCAUGGAGUAGAGGAUAUGAUAUCAUUGGGUGACUUACAUGAAGCAGGGAUAUUGAGGAAUUUACUUAUUAGAUACAAUGAAAAUUUAAUAUAUACUUAUACUGGAUCAAUUUUGGUUGCGGUUAAUCCUUAUCAAAUUCUACCAAUUUACACAGCCGAGCAAGUAAAAUUGUACAAAGAUAGAAAAAUUGGUGAAUUACCUCCUCAUAUUUUUGCUAUUGGCGAUAAUAGUUAUACUCAUAUGAAGAGAUUUGGUCAAGAUCAAUGUAUUGUCAUCAGUGGUGAAAGUGGAGCUGGUAAGACUGAAAGUACAAAGUUAAUUUUACAAUACUUAGCUGCUAUUAGUGGUAAACAUUCUUGGAUUGAACAACAAAUAUUAGAAGCAAAUCCUAUUCUUGAAGCUUUUGGUAAUGCCAAAACUAUUAGAAAUGAUAAUUCUUCGAGGUUUGGUAAAUACAUUGAUAUACAUUUUAAUAACAAUGGUGUCAUCGAAGGGGCAAAAAUUGAACAAUAUCUGCUUGAAAAAUCUCGUAUUGUGUCUCAAUCUCAAGAUGAAAGAAAUUAUCACAUAUUUUAUUGUGUAUUAGCUGGCCUUUCUGCUGAGGAUAAAGAAAAAUUAGAACUUUCUGAUGCAUCACAGUAUAAAUACCUUACUGGUGGUGGAAGUAUUACUUGUGAGGGGCGUGAUGAUGCUGCCGAAUUUUCUGAUAUCAGAUCAGCCAUGAAAGUGUUAUUAUUUUCUGAUCAAGAAAUUUGGGAAAUAUUAAGAUUGUUAGCUGCACUACUUCAUAUAGGAAAUAUAAAAUAUAAAGCUGCAAUAAUUGAUAAUUUGGAUGCUACUGAAAUUCCUGAGCGUAUCAAUGUUACAAGAGUAGCAAAUUUAGUGGGAGUUCCUGUUCAGUCGUUAAUUGAUGCAUUGACUAGAAAAACCAUAUUUGCUCAUGGUGAAACUGUGAUUUCAACACUAUCAAGAGAACAGUCUGUUGAUGUUAGAGAUGCAUUUGUAAAAGGAAUUUAUGGUCGGUUAUUUGUUCACAUAGUUAGCAAAAUCAAUAAUGCUAUUUAUAAACCAAAAAGUACAACAAGAAGUGCUAUAGGUGUCUUAGAUAUAUUUGGAUUUGAAAAUUUUCAGACAAAUAGUUUUGAACAAUUUUGUAUAAACUUUGCUAAUGAAAAUUUACAACAAUUUUUCGUUCAACAUAUUUUCAAACUGGAACAACAAGAAUAUAAUCAUGAACAUAUUAGUUGGCAACAUAUAGAAUUUGUUGAUAACCAAGAUGCUUUAGACCUCAUUGCUACUAAACAACUUAAUAUCAUGGCUCUGAUUGAUGAAGAGUCCAAAUUUCCCAAAGGUACAGAUCAAACUAUGCUAGCCAAAAUGCAUAAAACACACGGAAAUCAUCGAAAUUAUUUAAAACCGAAAUCUGAUAUGAAUGCAUCAUUUGGAUUAAAUCAUUUUGCUGGUGUAGUUUUUUACGACACUAGAGGUUUUCUGGAAAAAAAUCGUGAUACAUUUAGUGCGGACCUUUUACAAUUAAUACAUAUUUCUACAAAUAAGUAUUUGAAAGUUUUAUUUGCUGAAGACAUUGGAAUGGGUUCAGAAACUAGAAAAAGAGCUCCAACACUAUCUACACAGUUUAAAAAAUCUUUAGAUCUUUUAAUGAAAACCUUGUGUACUUGUCAACCAUUUUUCAUUCGAUGUAUUAAACCAAACGAGUUAAAAAAACCAAUGAUGUUUGAUAGAGGUCUGUGUUGCCGUCAACUUCGAUAUUCGGGUAUGAUGGAAACUAUACGAAUUAGGCGGGCUGGAUAUCCUAUACGUCAUGGUUUUAAUGAAUUUAUUGAACGUUACCGUUUUUUGAUACCUGGAAUACCUCCAGCACAUAAGACUGAUUGUAAGAAAAUGACAUCUCAUAUUUGCCAAGCGGUUUUAGGACGGUCUGAUUAUCAACUGGGAAAUUCUAAAAUAUUUCUGAAAGAUGCCCAUGAUUUAUUUUUAGAGCAAGAGCGAGAUAGAGUUUUAACCAAAAAGAUCAUUAUCAUUCAAAAGUCAAUAAAGGGUUGGGUAUAUAGAAGAAGAUACUUACAAAUGAGAUCAGCCGCAGUAUUGAUUCAAAAACAUUUUAGAGGGUACUCUCAAAAGAAAAAAUAUCGACAUAUGCUUGUCGGUUAUCUUAGAUUGCAAGCGGUUAUCAGAUCACGUGUGUUAUCUCAUAGAUUUAAGCAUUUACGUGGUCAUAUUGUAGGAUUACAAGCACAAUCUCGAGGUUAUCUAGUCAGAAGAAUGUGCGCUCAUAAAAUGUGGGCUAUAGUUAAAAUUCAAGCCCAUGUUAGACGAAUCAUUGCUCAGCGGCGUUUUAAUAAAAUUAAAUUUGAAUUUAGAAUACAGAUUGAGGCUUUAAAGUUAAAAAAAAAAGAAGAAAGAGAACUCAAGGAAGCUGGAAAUAAAAGGGCUAAAGAAAUUGCUGAGCAAAAUUAUAGGGAACGCAUGGAAGAACUUGAAAGAAAAGAACAUGAAAUUGAGGAAGAAGAAAAAAGACAAAUGGAAAUUAAAAAAAAUCUUAUUAGUAAUGCUGCAAGAAAACAAGACGAACCUGUAGAUGACAGUAAACUUGUUGAAGCUAUGUUUGAUUUUCUCCCAGAUUCUAGUAGUGAAGCACCUAUGCAAACUAGAGGAACAUCUGUUUUUAUGGACCUUCCUACUUCAAAAACUGAUGACCAACAAGAUAUUAUUACUGAUAUGCAACCAGUUAUUGAUGACACAGAAGACUUGAGUGAGUUUAAAUUUCAAAAGUUUGCUGCAACAUACUUUCAAGGAAAUAUUACCCAUCAAUGUUCAAGAAAACCUCUCAAGCACCCUCUUCUGCCACUACAUGCUCAGGGAGAUCAAUUGGCUGCUCAAGCACUUUGGAUUACAAUUUUACGAUUCUGUGGAGAUUUAUCUGAGCCAAGGUAUCAUACAAUGGAAAGAGAUAAUACAUCAGUUAUGUCCAAAGUAACUGCAACUUUGGGUCGUAACUUCAUUCGAAGUAAAGAAUUUUAUGAAGCUCAAAUGAUUGGAAUGGAUCCAGAAAGCUUUUUAAAAACAAAACCUCGAUCAAUACGUCAUAAGUUGGUAUCACUUACUUUAAAACGGAAGAAUAAACUAGGAGAAGAUGUACGAAAAAGAUUACAAGAUGAUGAAUUUGCAGCUGAUAGUUAUCAGUCUUGGUUAGAUGCACGUCCUACAUCUAAUUUAGAAAAAUUACAUUUUAUUAUUGGUCAUGGUAUUUUAAGAGCAGAACUAAGGGAUGAAGUAUAUUGUCAAAUUUGCAAACAAUUAUCUGCAAAUCCAUCAAAAUCUUCUCAUGCUAGAGGAUGGAUUUUAUUAUCACUUUGUGUUGGGUGUUUUGCUCCUUCUGAAAGGUUUGUUAAUUACCUCAGGGCGUUUAUAAGAGAGGGCCCACCUGGGUAUGCUCCUUACUGUGAGGAUCGUUUAAAACGCACAUUUAACAAUGGUACACGAAAUCAACCUCCCAGUUGGUUAGAAUUACAGGCUACAAAAUCUAAAAAGCCAAUCAUGCUUCCUAUCACUUUCAUGGACGGAAAUACAAAAACACUGUUGGCUGAUUCUGCAACUACAGCUCGAGAACUCUGUAAUCAGCUCUCCGAUAAAAUUGGACUGAAAGAUCAAUUUGGAUUUUCCCUUUAUAUAGCAUUAUUUGAUAAAGUAUCAUCAUUGGGAAGUGGUGGCGAUCAUGUUAUGGAUGCGAUUUCUCAAUGCGAGCAGUACGCUAAAGAACAAGGAGCUCAAGAACGCAAUGCACCUUGGAGACUAUUUUUUAGAAAAGAAAUCUUUGCUCCCUGGCAUGAACCUACAGAAGAUCAAGUAGCGACUAACUUGAUAUAUCAACAAGUUGUUCGAGGAGUCAAAUUUGGUGAAUACCGAUGUGAUAAGGAAGAGGAUUUAGCCAUGAUUGCAGCACAACAGUAUUACAUUGAACAUAACACUGAUCUUAAUAAUGAGAGGUUAUUAAAUCUCUUACCAAAUUAUAUUCCUGAUUACUGUUUAACAAAUGCUGAGAAAUCAAUUGAAAGGUGGAAUAUAUUGAUAAUUCAAGCUUACAAGAAGAGCUAUUAUUUGAAAGAAAAUGUUGCUCAGUUGAGAGUAAAAGAAGACGUUGUGAGCUAUGCAAAAUUUAAAUGGCCAUUAUUAUUCUCCAGAUUUUAUGAAGCUUACAGAAACUCAGGUCCAAAUUUACCAAAAAAUGAUGUAAUAAUUGCUGUAAACUGGACUGGUGUCUAUGUUGUUGAUGACCAGGAGCAAGUUUUGUUAGAGUUGUCAUUUCCUGAAAUAACUACUGUCUCUAGUCAAAAAACUACCAAAGUGUUUACCCAAACGUUUACACUUUCCACUGUGCGGGGAGAAGAAUUUACAUUUCAGAGUCCAAACGCAGAAGACAUAAGGGACUUGGUGGUUUAUUUCUUAGAAGGACUGAAAAAACGAUCAACAUUUGUUAUAGCAGUUCAGGAUUACAAAGCUCCUGGUGAAGGAACUACGUUUUUAAAUUUUCAAAAAGGUGACUUAAUUAUUUUGGAAGACGAGAGUACUGGAGAAACUGUUAUGACAUCUGGUUGGUGUGUUGGUUACUGUGAAAGAACUGGUGAUAGAGGAGAUUUCCCUGCGGAAACAGUUUAUGUACUACCGACAUUAUCAAAACCGCCAGUAGAUAUAUUGGCACUAUUUAGCUUAGAAGCUGCUGAUCAAAGUCGUAAAUUGUAUUCACAACCAAUAAAUGGCACUGAACCCAGAGAAAAGCCACAUAAUUUAAUGGAAUAUGCUAUUGAUCACUUCCGAGCUCCAGCAAAACGUACAGUAUCUAAAGCGUUAACGUUGAGUUCAGCAAGACGUGCUAACAAUGAUGAUUUAUGGAGACACACAAGAGAACCAAUGAAACAGCCUCUGUUGAGAAAACUCGCUGGCAAAGAAGAAUUAGCUGAGGAAGCAUGCUUUGCAUUUGCAGCCAUGUUGAAGUAUACUGGUGAUUUACCAGCAAAGAGACGAUUACCUAAUGAAUAUACUGAUCAAAUAUUUGACGGACCCUUAAAACAUGAAAUAUUAAGAGAUGAAAUAUAUUGUCAACUUAUGAGACAAUUGACAGAUAACAGGAACAGAUUGAGUGAAGAAAGAGCAUGGGAAUUAAUGUGGCUGUCUACUGGUUUAUUUGCAUGCAGUCAAAAUUUAUUAAAAGAAUUGAAUUUAUUUUUGCGGACACGACGUCAUCCUAUAUCCCAAGAUUCUUUACAACGACUGCAAAAGACUAUAAGAAAUGGUCAGAGAAAAUACCCACCACAUCAAGUAGAAGUUGAAGCUAUACAGCAUAAAACUACACAAAUAUUUCACAAAGUAUUUUUCCCUGAUGACACCGAUGAAGCAUUUGAGGUUGACUCAUCGACGAGGGCAAAAGAUUUCUGUACUAAUAUUUCACAAAGGUUGACAUUACGGUCCAGUGAAGGAUUCAGUUUGUUUGUGAAAAUUGCUGAUAAAGUAAUAUCUGUUCCUGAAGGUGAUUUUUUCUUUGACUUUGUCCGUCACCUUACUGAUUGGAUUAAAAAGGCUAGACCCACUAGAGACGGUACAACUCCGCAGUUUACUUAUCAAGUAUUUUUCAUGAAGAAAUUGUGGACUAAUACGGUACCUGGCAAAGACAGAAAUGCAGAUUUAAUAUUUCACUUCCACCAGGAACUCCCAAAACUCUUACGUGGAUAUCACAAGUGUUCAAAAGAAGAGGCCACUAGGUUGGCUGCAUUGAUCUAUAGGGUUCGAUUUGGUGAAAGCAAACAAGAACUUCAGGCAAUACCUCAAAUGUUACGCGAACUAAUUCCUGGAGACUUGUUCAAAGUGCAGAAUACAGCGGAAUGGAAACGAGUGAUUGUAGCUACAUACAACCAGGACACAGGUAUGAGUGCUGAAGAUGCAAAAAUUACAUUCCUAAAAAUAAUCUACCGUUGGCCUACGUUUGGAUCGGCUUUCUUUGAAGUGAAACAGACUACAGAGCCUAAUUAUCCAGAACUUCUAUUAAUAGCUAUUAAUAAGCAUGGAAUUAGUCUUAUACACCCGCAAACUAAAGAAAUUUUGGUUACGCACCCAUUCACUCGGAUAUCAAACUGGUCAUCAGGAAACACCUACUUCCACAUGACAAUUGGUAAUUUGGUUAGAGGGUCAAAGUUACUGUGUGAAACUUCUUUGGGAUACAAAAUGGAUGAUUUGCUGACAUCGUACAUAUCAUUGAUGUUGUCCAACAUGAACAAACAGCGAACAAUAAAAUGA